AGAGACGUACACAUUCUCCCUGCUGACUCGUUGACUCUGGCCACAGGGCUGCUCCUACCACAAUGUCUGUUUCGUAGCAGUUUGGUUUGGAUGCACUAAGUUCUCUUAUCAUUCUUUGCAUUUGAAAAAAAAAAAGUAUGAGUAGCACGGUAGCUUCAAAGUGUUCCACCAGACGAAGCGCAUCAGAUUCAAAAUCGGAAUUGACGUUGACUGGCUCAACGUCCAUGCGAGGUCAAUUUAAAACGGACUCUAUGUCGGAACACAGCCUGUCAUCACCUAUGAGAAAAUGUCAGCAAAAGUACCAUAGUCCAAGUCCAUCCCGAGCUGAUAAGGGAGCAGUGGGAGAUGUAGGCAGCAAAUUUCAUGCAUUGAGUAUACAACCAGUUGAAAUUGAAGGAGACUCCGAACCAAAGCAGGUAGACGAAGGAGCCGAAAUCAAGAAAACUUCUGAAUUUUCAAAUCCAGUUUACAAAAAGCUUUCACAAAUAAAUGGUGAAAUCAAUCGAAUGCACACAAAGGAAUUACAAAUUAAACUAACAGAGCUUCAUCUCCAUGCAGUGGGAGGUAAAGAUGUGCUGAAGAAGCGAUUGAAGAGCUAUUACAAACGCCAAAAACUUGCUGCUGCCAAUCUCAGGAAUGGCGUCAAGGGCACAUCUUUUGAUUAUCUUGUUAUUAUUGACUUUGAGGCCACUUGUGUCGAAAACAGUGACCCAGAUACUUUCGUUCAUGAGAUUAUUGAGUUUCCAGGAGUUCUUGUGGAUGUGAAACAAAAAACCAUUGUGGGCAUGUUCCGUAAAUUUUGCAAGCCAACUAUCAAUCCAGUCUUGUCUGAUUUUUGCAAGGAUUUAACAGGAGUGAAUCAAUCUGAAGUGAACAACGCCGAGGAAUUCCCAGUGGUGCUGCAGCAAUUUGAGGAGUGGAUGCACUCCUUUGGUCUUGGACUCGAUCACAGUUUUGCCAUUGUUACUGAUGGACCUUGGGACAUCCGCCGGUUUCUGAGCAGGCAGCUUGAAAUAAGUGGUCUCACCUUCCCCAAGUGGGCACGGCAGUGGAUCAAUCUGCGCAAAGUAUUCUGCAAUUUUUAUGAAUCGCCACGUUACAACCUGGAGAACAUGCUGCUUAAACUGGGCUUGAAGUUUGAAGGUCGCCCUCACUGUGGUUUGGAUGAUUCCAAGAACAUUGCUCGCAUUGUCAUCAACCUUUUGGAGGAUGGUUGUGCUAUAAAGUGUAAUGAGGCAAUUGAUGGCAGAGCUCGCCUUCCAAAAUCUGGCCGAUGUCUGGACACAGGCGACGGCCUUCACCGCGCAGUUGGUAUGUCAGUUCCACUCCAGAAAAAAUGCAUGCCUCUGUCCUCAGGCAGCCAUUCCACCUCUACCAGCAAAAAAGUCAGCACUCUAGAAGAUCUUGCUGGUGUAGAGACUGAUGAGGAUGUCGGUGAUCUAUUGGCCUAUUACAGGCUGCAGUCAGCCUAAGUAUGCAAGAAAUCUUUCAGUCUAUGUGUCCUUUAUUGUGAACAACAGACUUACUGUCAUUCUUUUAGCUGCUGCAUAAAUUUGAUGAAAUUUGUUUUUGGACAGCAUUGAAAGUAUCCAGCAUUUGCAGAAUUAUCAAUUUCUUCACAUGAAUUUAUGCUGUACAUCCAGAACAGCUAAAGGAAAAAGUAUCAGUCUUUUUUUGUAUGUCACUUCUUGCUGGCAUUCAAAAUUUCUGUGAUGCACUGUGAAUUUUAAGAAAUAAAUGCCAAAAAUACUGAA
Messenger RNA from Pomacea canaliculata, 1754 nucleotides. Its product is annotated as 3'-5' exoribonuclease 1-like. Gene Ontology annotation, biological process: exonucleolytic trimming to generate mature 3'-end of 5.8S rRNA from tricistronic rRNA transcript (SSU-rRNA, 5.8S rRNA, LSU-rRNA). The transcript has 6 exons. Gene Ontology annotation, cellular component: cytoplasm; nucleolus. Gene Ontology annotation, molecular function: 3'-5'-RNA exonuclease activity; nucleic acid binding. The record is from RefSeq and is a predicted model, not a curated record. Lineage: Eukaryota; Metazoa; Mollusca; Gastropoda; Architaenioglossa; Ampullariidae. Bases 138 to 1472 code for a protein of 444 amino acids.